Messenger RNA from Guyanagaster necrorhizus, 2195 nucleotides. Its product is annotated as D-lactate dehydrogenase cytochrome oxidoreductase. The record is from RefSeq and is a predicted model, not a curated record. Gene Ontology annotation, molecular function: FAD binding; D-lactate dehydrogenase (cytochrome) activity; D-lactate dehydrogenase (NAD+) activity. NCBI's taxonomy places the organism in Eukaryota, Fungi, Basidiomycota, Agaricomycetes, Agaricales, Physalacriaceae. Gene Ontology annotation, cellular component: mitochondrion. The transcript has 12 exons. Bases 250 to 1941 code for a protein of 563 amino acids. Gene Ontology annotation, biological process: lactate catabolic process.
GUAUCCUUCUUGCAUACAGUUGUCGCUCUCGAAGCACGUAAUUCAGCUCAACCGGCCGCGGCCUUGACUCGAACACCGUGAUAUCCAGUACACUGGCAACGGAUUCAUCGCGCCAAUAUUUCAAGGAAAGCACGAAUAGCACGCAACAUGCGACCAAUAGUCGGAAUCGUGCCGGAUUAACUUUGUACAUGGCGGUGGUGAAGUAGUGUCAGCUGAGGAAUCCGGCGGCCCUCUUAUCUCACGACCACCAUGUUCCGCCUGGGAUUGGGGAGACAGCCAUGGCGCUUCCCAGCUGUCCAGCGACGCCUCUACGCUGCAAAGAGGCCGAUUCCUAAGCUCGUCACGACGGGGCCCAGCACUUUUUCCCGAUACUCGCCUUGGUCACCUCAUUUCGCAUAUUCCUGGAAAGCACGAAGCUUUCUGCAGGGAGUCACGUACGCUAUUGGACUACUCCUCGCGACGCAGUACGUGGACACGAUACUCUUCUCCAAUAUCGACAAAGGAUACGGUACUGAACGCGAAAUAAGAGUUGCUAUUGAGAAGCUCAAGCUCGCGUUACCUGGAGAGGACACUGUGUCGACCGACCCGGAGGUCCUUAAGUCUUAUGGCUCAUCGGACAACUCGUACCACCCAGCGUCCCCGCACUCAGCUGUGGUUCGGCCUAGCAGCACGGAAGAUGUGGUGAAAAUUGUUAACAUCGCUCGAGAAUAUAGGGUACCCAUUGUCGUAUCGGCUGGUGCUACGAGUCUUGAAGGUCAUUUCUCUGGGGUGUCAACUGGGAGCAUAUGCGUCGAUGUGUCUGGGAUGGAUAAAAUUAUUCAGAUAAAUGAGGCGGACUCCGAUCUCGUUUGUCAAGCAGGUGCCAGAUGGGAAGACAUCAACCAAGCGCUCAAAGAACAAGGGAUCCCGCUUUUCUUUCCUCUUGACCCAGGACCAGGCGCGACAAUCGGUGGUAUGGUUGGAACUGGCUGCAGUGGAACUAAUGCAGUUAGGUACGGCACAGCAAAGGCUGAGUGGUUUUUAAACUUGACUGUUGUUCUUCCCAAUGGCGAAGUGAUCAAGACAAGACGCCGGUCGCGCAAGUCCGCCGCUGGAUUUGAUACCACUAAGUUGUUCAUUGGUGCUGAGGGCACAUUGGGUAUAGUUACGGAAGCCACACUUCGACUGGCCCCACUGCUCCCAACGAAAGUAGCCAUGGCGCAGUUCCCUUCAAUAGAUAAAGCUGUGGAUGCCGUGCAGGAAAUACUUAAUUCACCUUACGGCGCCAACUUCCAAUGCGUCGAACUUCUGGAUAACAACAUGAUGAAGGCUAUAAACACGAGCGGAGUCAUCGAACACACGUAUCCAAUUAGCGACACCCUAUUUUUCAAGAUACAAGGAUCACCCCUGUCGAUCAAGUUGGCAGCAAAAGAAGCCCAGGAAAUCACCAAAAAGCACUCCAGCUCCCACUUCGUGUUCGCAAAGACUGACGAGGAAGCCGCUGAUUUAUGGAGGAACAGGAAACAUGCUCUGACGUCGUCGAUAGCUUAUGCAGGCCCCGGUGCAAAAUGUUGGACUACGGACGUUUGCGUUCCCGUCUCGCGCCUUCCUCAGCUCGUGGCAGAGUCGAAGAAAGACCUUGAGGAGGCUGGCAUUUCGAGCACUAUCGUGGGACAUGUUGGCGAUGGCAACUUCCAUGCGCUGUUGCUGUUCAAGAGUGACGACGAGCUGGGGAAAGUGAGCGAUGCCGUUCAUCGCAUUGUACAUCGAGCUAUUGCUUUGGAUGGAACGUGCACCGGGGAGCAUGGUGUUGGAGUCGGUAAAAAGGAAUAUCUCAUCGAUGAGCUAGGUGAGGGUACAGUGGAAUUAAUGAAGACGAUCAAAAAGGCCGUUGAUCCUCAAAAUCUUCUCAAUCCCGGCAAGCUGUAUCCGGAUGGGCCGCCGAAGAAAGCGACCAAGUAAAACGGAAGCACGUCUUCAGCGGAUUUUAAACUUUCCGUCUACUACCGUCUCCUGGAAUAGGACGUGAUCGAUGCCCGCAUAACUACUUAGAGGACAUAGAGAGUACUUAAUGUAUCUUGUACAAGUGCGAUAUUUAUCAAGUCUUGUAUCACUUAGCUAGAACCAAAGCCUCCUAGACCUAGUUUUCCGACAGCCGAGCAUGCUACCGGUGCUGAUAUGCCGAAUAAUGGGAUCCACACCUGAAUGAUACGUAG